Molecule: messenger RNA, 1497 nt
Organism: Megalops cyprinoides (Indo-Pacific tarpon)
Lineage: Eukaryota; Metazoa; Chordata; Actinopteri; Elopiformes; Megalopidae
Gene: cryabb
Product: crystallin, alpha B, b
Exons: 3
Coding region: 141-659 (172 amino acids)
Biological process (GO): protein refolding; response to heat
Molecular function (GO): structural constituent of eye lens; protein folding chaperone
Source: RefSeq, a predicted model, not a curated record
UUCGAGAAAGAUCAGUGGGAGAGUGCCCAGCUGGCACACAUGCUGGCAGAAGUGGGUAUAAAUAAGUGAGCAGUGUGAAGGGGUAGCACUUUUUAUACCCUUUUUAUCAGCGCAGGCUCCAGCUCUUCAGGUCAGACACCAUGGACGUCGCCAUCCACCACCCCUGGUUCCGCCGCCCCCUCUUCCCUUCUUACCUUCCCAGCCGGAUCUUUGACCAACACUUCGGGGAGCACAUAUCAGAAAACGAGCUGUUUGCACCCUUCCCCUCGCUCUACUACCCACGAGCCCCUUUCUUCCGCCUGCCCAGCUGGGUGGACAGUGGCCAUUCAGAGAUGCGAAUGGAGAAGGACCGCUUCAUGGUCAACCUGGAUGUCAAGCACUUCUCCCCGGAGGAGCUGAUGGUGAAGGUCAACGGCGAGUUUAUUGAGGUUCACGCCAAGCAUGAGGACCGCCAGGAUGACCACGGCUUUGUGUCUCGAGAGUUCCUCAGAAAGUACAAGAUCCCUGUGGGUGUGGACCCAAGCACAAUCACUUCCUCCCUGUCCUCUGAUGGUGUGCUCACCAUCACUGCCCCCCGAAAGCUGGAAGAUUUUCCGGAGCGCAGCAUCCCCAUCACUAUUGAUGACAAGCCCGCCGUGUCUGCACCACAGAAGAAGUAGGGCCGCUGGCCCUCAACCCCACCCCCUCAGCAUUCACACCACUGUCCCUGCCCCCCUCUCAUUCACAAGAUAAGGCAUCAAUCUUGACCGCCAGUGCCCAGCCGUCAGAAAUGGGGAAUGCAUUGAUCAGGAAGGAUGCAAUGAAAUGUUCAUUGGAGAUGGAAGGUUCAGAAAAAAGAGAAAUAAAUGUCUGUGCUUGGAAAGCAAUUUAAAGUCCCAUCUGCCACUCCUAUGAAACAUUUUGUAGCAUGACUUCCUAUUAAAUACUGCCCAGCUGAGAGAUGUACUUCACACGUAACUGCCUCAUGAACAGAUCUCUUGGGCUGCCACCAUCUGAUUAGAGCACUCAGAGCAACCUAGCUGGGGUAUGCUGCAGAGACAAGAGACACUUUGCCUACUUUGCCUUUGACAGGGUCACAAUCACCUCUUUGUACUUGAAACAGACGCACAGGGGUUCUCUGCUGGAACUGAUCUAGAUGCCAAGAAAGUAAUAUGAUAGCAACACUCUGAUGUCCAUUGCUCUUAACAACAGUGUCACAAUGAGACACCAAGGUAUGAACACAUGCUGAAGUGUCCAUACCUACAGUAGCAAUAAAGGGGCUGUAGGUUCCAGCUCUCCUCUAUCGCUAUCUACAGUAAGGGUAGUUAUAGUCAGAAGCAAGCCUUGUUUUGCAGGUCAAUUUUGAUAUCAGCUUGGAGGCAUCAAUGUCUGAAGUGUCUACCUCCCUCUCUUUCUCUAUUAGCAUAGUGUUGCUUUCUUACACGCCCUUUACGUAACUGCAAAGAUAAUGAAUUAAUCCAAAUUAUAGCAAAUAUAUUUGGAAUACAUACCAAAAUA